Messenger RNA from Talaromyces marneffei, 1755 nucleotides. RefSeq lists its product as uncharacterized. Gene Ontology annotation, molecular function: acyl-CoA oxidase activity; fatty acid binding; FAD binding. Gene Ontology annotation, biological process: fatty acid beta-oxidation using acyl-CoA oxidase; lipid homeostasis. The transcript is spliced from 7 exons. Gene Ontology annotation, cellular component: peroxisome. The coding region runs from base 1 to 1755 and encodes 584 amino acids. The record is from RefSeq and is a predicted model, not a curated record. Lineage: Eukaryota; Fungi; Ascomycota; Eurotiomycetes; Eurotiales; Trichocomaceae.
AUGUUGCCUCCUAGUCCGGAAAUUAAGCAUGCAGACAAGCCUGACCAAUCCCUCUAUGAUUGGGUGUGGCUGUCCCCCUCGCCUACACUCGAGCUGGCUCAAUUGCCUCUAUUUAAGAUACCGGAACGUCUCCUAACCCUAGAAGAGCGUACCAGGCUCACAUAUGAAAGGGCCAGGAAAAUUUGCGAUGUAUACGGCUUGACGGUGGAAGACAUUUUAACUGUCGGCCCGAAGUUCUGGAAACUACACACAGACCUCAUAGGCGCAGUUGACGGAGGAGCUUUGACAUUGAUUAGUAUUCAAUAUAACCUAUUCGUGGGCACUGUGGCCCCAUUCGCAGUGAAGAGGCCGGAUCUUCAUUGGAUCCUCCAGCGAGCUCUGAGCUUUGAGAUUUCAGCGCAAUUUAUGCUCACUGAGGUCGGUCAUGGAUUGGACGCAAAGAAUUUGGAAACCACGGCGACGCUUUUGCCAGACGGUGGCUUCGAACUUCACAGCCCUUCAUGGGCAGCUGCAAAGUGUAUGCCACCGACGACUCCAAGAGGCGGUCUUCCCGUUGUUGCCGUUGUCUUUGCUCGAUUAAUUGUCGAAGGCGAGGAUCGUGGGGUCCGUCCUUUCCUCGUUCCUAUAGGAGACGGCCGUGAGAUGUGCAAAGGCAUAAUUGCAAAGGCCCUACCUCCACGCACUGGCACCCAUCCCAUAGACCACGCUCUUACGCUCUUCAACCACGUCGCACUCCCUGCCUCUGCUCUCCUAGGCAGCCUCGAAAAACCCCAGAACGAACGAGAACAUUUCUUCUCUACUAUCCAUCGUGUCCCAGCCGGCACACUUUUUCUGUCUGGCGCCGCAAUCCCAGCCCUCAAAGUCGCAAUCUACAACGCAGCGCAAUUCAGUAUGCGACGAAAAGUGACGGGUCACGACGGCAAAGCAAUGGCCGUCAUCAAGUUUCGUACCCAGCAUCUCCCCAUCCUGCACGCCAUUGCGCAAUAUCAUGUGCUCCAGGCGUUCAUCGUACAUGCCGGGACCAUUUUCCGAAAUAGAGAAACUGAUCCGCGUGUGAAACAUGCUGUUGCAACUGCGUUCAAGGCUGUUACCAUACAGAGUUUUCAGAAGAGCAUCAAGUCGUUGAAUGAGGGAUGCGGUUGGCAUGGAUAUUAUGAGCAUAAUCAGACUCUUCAGACUGAGCUGGAGUUCAGGGCAGCGGGAACCGCAGAAGGUGACAUUAGGGUUCUCGCCAUUCGACUCGCAAGCGAAUUAAUAAUCGGCCGUUAUGAAGUGCCACCACCUAACGAUCUUAGCAGCCCUAUCGCUCAACACGAAGCCGCACUCAUGACCGAGGCAAAACAACAUCUCAUGCUUAUCGGCGGCAUGCAUCGAAGCGAAGAAUUCAACCGCAACAUCCUCCCCCUCUCCCUUCCACUAAUUCAAGCUAUUGGCCACCGAAUGGCCUUGGAAGCCGCAAAGGAGGCAAAUAUCGACACCAAGCUCAUCAAUCUCUACGAAAGUGGCGUCAUUAUUGAUGACUCCGCAUGGUACACCGAGCAAGGAGGUAUCAGCCGCCUGGCCCAGAAGGAAGUGGAAGCUCAAGCGGCGGAUGCGUUGCUCCCGGAGAUGGAGAAGCUUGUGUUCAAUACAGGCGCAGCGCUGUAUAGUAAUGCGCCGAUGGCUUCGGAGAAGGUGUGGAAUGUGUUUGUGUCGGAGUUAGAGACUUUUUCGGGGGAGGCGUCGUUUGAUACUGACGUUUCUGCUCGUAUAUGA